This is a messenger RNA of Acinonyx jubatus (cheetah), 5139 nucleotides long. RefSeq names its product RUN and FYVE domain containing 2 (gene RUFY2). The coding region runs from base 166 to 2244 and encodes 692 amino acids. The record is from RefSeq and is a predicted model, not a curated record. Gene Ontology annotation, cellular component: cytoplasm. Gene Ontology annotation, molecular function: metal ion binding. The transcript has 17 exons. NCBI's taxonomy places the organism in Eukaryota, Metazoa, Chordata, Mammalia, Carnivora, Felidae.
AGGACCCGUGGUGAUAGGCACCGAGGCCUCGGGUCGCCACUGGGGCCCGAGUCCGGGCCUGGACCUGGGCGGGGGCAGCCGGGGACUCGGGGGCGCCGGGGAUCGCCAUGGCAACGCGCGGCCGCCCCUUGUUCCCUUCCGACCCCGCCCGGGUUCUAGGGCCUAAUGGCCGAGGGCUCCUUGUCUGACGACUUCCAAGGGGCGAAGCCAGGGUCGGCCAGGGGGCCGCUCCCGGGUCGGUGGAACAGCCGCGGACGGGCGAUGACUUUUCAGGUUUGGGGGUGGCGGAGGGAAGACGCGUCUCAGGUUUUGGCUUGGGUGCCCGACGCCAAGGGCGGGAGAGGUGCACCGAUGCCGCGCAGGACCCCGGCUACAAAAGACCCCACAGCUGUAGAGAGAGCAAACUUGUUAAACAUGGCUAAGUUGAGUAUCAAAGGACUCAUUGAAUCUGCUCUGAGCUUUGGCCGCACUUUGGAUUCUGACUAUCCCCCCUUGCAGCAGUUCUUUGUUGUUAUGGAACAUUGUCUGAAACAUGGUCUUAAAGUAAGAAAAUCAUUUUUGAGUUAUAACAAAACUAUCUGGGGCCCCUUGGAACUGGUGGAAAAGCUGUACCCAGAAGCAGAGGAAAUAGGAGCCAGUGUCCGGGAUUUACCUGGUCUCAAGACCCCCCUGGGUCGUGCAAGAGCAUGGCUUCGAUUAGCCCUCAUGCAAAAAAAAAUGGCUGAUUACCUGCGUUGCUUAAUUAUUCAAAGGGAUCUCCUAAGUGAAUUUUAUGAGUAUCAUGCACUAAUGAUGGAAGAAGAAGGAGCAGUGAUUGUCGGGCUGCUGGUUGGCCUGAAUGUGAUAGAUGCUAAUCUCUGUGUAAAGGGAGAAGAUUUAGACUCACAAGUUGGAGUGAUUGAUUUUUCCAUGUAUUUAAAGAAUGAAGAAGAUAUUGGAAAUAAAGAAAGGAAUGUUCAAAUUGCUGCCAUAUUAGACCAGAAGAAUUAUGUUGAAGAAUUAAACAGACAACUGAACAGCACAGUCAGCAGUCUCCAUUCAAGAGUUGACUCAUUAGAAAAGUCAAAUACUAAGCUGAUUGAAGAGUUAGCAAUAGCAAAGAAUAAUAUCAUUAAACUCCAAGAAGAAAAUCAUCAAUUACGAAGUGAAAAUAAAUUGAUUUUAAUGAAAACACAGCAGAACCUAGAGGUUACCAAAGUAGAUGUGGAAACUGAGCUUCAAACAUAUAAGCAUUCUCGGCAGGGGCUUGAUGAAAUGUACAACGAGGCCAGAAGGCAGCUCCGAGAUGAAUCUCAGUUAAGACAGGAUGUGGAGAAUGAGCUAGCAGUACAAGUUAGUAUGAAACAUGAGAUUGAACUUGCCAUGAAGUUGUUGGAGAAAGAUAUCCAUGAGAAACAAGAUACUCUGAUAGGCCUUCGGCAACAACUAGAGGAAGUUAAAUCAAUUAACAUAGAGAUGUAUCAAAAGUUGCAGAGUUCUGAAGAUGGCUUGAAAGAAAAAAAUGAAAUAAUUGCCCGACUAGAAGAAAAAACCAAUAAAAUUACUGUAGCUAUGAGGCAGCUGGAACAAAGAUUGCAGCAAGCAGAGAAGGCGCAAAUGGAAGCUGAAGAUGAAGACAAGAAAUAUCUACAAGAGUGUCAGAGUAAAUCCGACAGUCUGCAGAAACAAAUCUCCCAAAAGGAGAAACAGCUGGUGCAACUGGAAACUGAUUUGAAGAUUGAGAAGGAAUGGAGGCAGACUUUGCAGGAAGAUCUUCAAAAGGAGAAAGAUGCCUUAUCUCAUCUUAGAAAUGAGACCCAGCAAAUCAUUAGUCUUAAAAAAGAGUUCCUUAACAUCCAGGAUGAAAAUCAGCAGUUGAAAAAAGUACAUCACGAACAGGAGCAAGCUCUUCAAGAACUUGGCAGCAAACUUAGCGAAUCAAAACUUAAAAUAGAAGAUAUAAAAGAAGCCAACAAAGCACUGCAGGGACUGGUUUGGUUGAAAGACAAAGAAGCAACACAUUGUAAACUUUGUGAAAAGGAAUUCUCACUCUCCAAGAGAAAGGUAAGGGAGAUAGGAAGUGAAUCCAAAAGCUUUGGUGCAAACAUGUCUUCUAAUUUUAUUCAUUCUUUGAUUUUUCCAUUUAAUAGCACCACUGUAGAAACUGUGGGGAAAUUUUCUGUAAUGCUUGCUCUGACAAUGAACUGCCGUUGCCUUCUUCACCAAAGCCAGUACGGGUUUGUGAUUCCUGUCACGCAUUGCUGAUCCAGAGAUGUUCAUCUAACUUGCCAUAAAACUCCAGAACUAAGUCCUUACGUCUGAAAGUACCUACAAUGGAUGGUUAAUGUAUGAACCUGCAUAUGCUGUGUUUAGACAGUCCUUCUUAAGCAGCUUUCAUAUGGUAUUAGUUAUCAGUUUUAUCUUCCACACAUUCAUGGGAAUUAGAAGCUAUAGAAUAGCUCAUUGUUAUUCAAGAACUUUCAACAGGGCAUGCUUUAACUUUAGCUUAAUUCCUCAUUAACUUUUAACGCCAUUUAAAUCAUGCAACUUUUAACGCCAUUUAAAAGGCCAGAUAACAAAGCUCACACACACACACACACACACUUGCCUUAUUUUGUAAAGGCCUUCUGUAGGGGUGCAUAUUAAUUCUCCAGAUUGUCAAGUUGGCAUUUGAUGAUGCCUGUAGUUUUAAUGCACUUUAAAGCUUCAGUUUUCAGAGAAAGAUCAGAAAUACAUUGGACUUUUUGCAAGUAUUAAUAUUCCAACUCAAGACUUUUCCUUAGCUUGCAAAGAUUUCAACCUUAACUUUGUCCUUUCUGCCCUACUUCAUUUGCCCGUCUUGCAUUAGAAAAGGCCAGUACUUUAUCCUAUAGAAUUUCCUUUUCGUCAUCCUCUAAUCAUUAAUGUAUUUAUUAGUAUUUCUCAGAUACAGUGGUUUAAAGAGGUAUUAUUUUACCUCAGUUUUUUCCUUUGAAAGGAAGUUAAAACUUAUCCUCCUUUACCUUUCUUUUUACCAAAAAAAGAAAAAAGUUCUUACAGAUCUUUCCAUAUGCUGUACCUGCUAACACUGCUAGUUUUUUCAGGGAGGGCUCAUACCUCUUUCAAAAGAAAAAUCUGUCCCCAGAAAAAAGGUUUAUUAAUAGUAAGGGAUUACAGGCUCCUGAUUGGUUCUCCUCUGAGCAUUAAAGGAGAAAUCUAAAAUAGCUAAACUUUGCCUUUGAUAGGAGUUGGGUAAUUAACUUUAUUAGAUUUCCAUUCUAGUGACUUUUAGGAAGCAUUACAUCAUAGUGAUCCACUACUGCAGUUAUAAACACAGUGAACUCUUCACCAUAUAAUGAGAACCUCUAAGGCAGGAUUCUUUCUGGAACAGAUGAUCUGGUCUCAGCCCUGCCAUGAACACAUGAACUAUGUCAAGCAUGAAAGAUUCAGUGAACACUAAUCCCAUUAUACUGCUUGUAGCAUACCAAGAAUAUGUAAAGUUACCCUUGUAAGAGUAAUCUUUGAAUAGCAUCACCACUUGGGAGACCCCUCUUAGGUAUUUUUAGCCAUGCACUUUAAGUCUAUGAAUCUUUCACACAGAUAGGAAUUUAUUAAUCCCAGGAAUAUUAUAGAGAAUUAAUCAUGACCACUUCCCUCCUACCUAAAAUGGUUACUUACUCUGCAGGAUCAUUUCCUCAGAAUAUACGUAUUUUCACUUGGGUUUAAAAAAUGAAUUUUCUAAAUUGCCAAAGUAUGAAACCAGUAUUUUACUUGCAUUAUUUUCUCCAUAUCCAGUUAGAUUUUGAGGUCUUUAGUUAGAACUGCUGUACAGAUUUUUAGGUGGUCUUUCUUGAAUGUCGACAGAAAUAUUGUCAAGAGAUGAAUUAUAUUCUUGAACUGUUUUGUAUUGAUGGGAUGAAUUCACAUUUUUAUGAUUACUAAAAAUGAGAAUAAGCAAAUAUGAAAUUUCAAAUACUAGGUGUUUAUUACUGUGCUUACUAGAACAAAUUUUUGAAUGUGAUUUUGCUUAAAUUCCAAGGCUGGCUUCAUUCAACAGACCAUGAUUUUCAGUCCCCUUUAAAUUCAUUAUUCAAAACUCCCAUUAUCCCCAUUGAUUUGGGCUUUUUUGUAUGCAAGCCUUUGGGACAGCAAUACAACUUGCUUCAUUUAGUUUGGGCUCUUAUUCAAAAACUAUUACUAAAUUUUGGAUUUUGUUAUAAAACUUAAUUUGUAUUGUGAAUCUACACUUUCUAUUUGUCAAGAUUUGCCCUCAUAGAAACUAUUUAUGAAUCUCACAAACCAUUCCGUCUAGCCAGUACUACAGUAAUGCUAUGGUGGUGCCAAGGAAUUGUAAUUCUUACUCCGUGAUGUUUUAAAACAAUGUGAAUUUUAUAAACCAAAUAAAAGAUAUGAAAAAUUGCCCUUUGAAAGGCUAACUUGCAUUUAUGACUUUUAUUUCUUGAUUUUAAUAGGGUAGUCCCGGGAAAAUAAAAGCCCAUAGGAUCUUUAAAGGGUUAAGUGGUAUGAGCCUAAUACUUAAACGGAUAAUUAAGGGAGGAGUACAAGCAUUAAACAAGUCACUGCUCCAUUUAAGCUAAUACAGCUUCCUUCUCUAACAGCAGAAAUCACUCCUUAAGAGUCACUUUGUCCAGUGUUCACGUAGAUACGGCACCUUUUACCAAUAUGAUUUACAAUCAGUAACCGACACAAAGCAUUCUAGGACAGACCACACCAUUAUCUCCCAUGUUGAUAUUUAUUACAUUAAUAACAUUUCUAGCAAAAACAAGUAACAAGGUCAAUAACUGAAUUCACAUUGACAGGUUUCAUUUUGAUCCAUUAGCCAAUUUGGAAAAAAGCCAUAUUGAUCAAAGGGAUUAAAAGUAAAAAGCACCUUUUCCUUGCUACAUAUAGUAUUUUUAAACACAAUGGCUCUAAAACUCCAAACAGAUAUCAAAUGCAAAAUCCAACUUCCAGGACUCUCAUUUUAAUGGACUAUCACAUGGACUUGUCUCUUACAUUUGUUUAAUCAUUUAUACAGUUACUAAAAAACCAUAUACUUUAACUAUUGGGCAGGAAAACUGAAAAUAACAGCUGUGAGAAUUAUACUCCACAGUAAAUACUUUUUGUACUGAAUUCUCAUGUCACUGAGAACCUUAACCUAGUCUAACAUUUAGAGAUAAC